UUGCAAUUAUAAUGCAUUUAGUGAUAGAACAGUAGCAUGAAACAAAUUCAGUAUAACUUCUGUGUAUUGUAAUGCUGUUAUUUGAUGAUUAAACUAUCACUAUAAACAUGUUUUGGCAACUAUAAUCUAAAUGUUACUAUGUUACUGUCAUUUGAAAUGUAGUCUGUUUAAUUGUAAAUAAAAUAUAUAGCUUAGUGAACUAUGUGGUUUUUUUUUUAAUAAUUUUUUUUUAUAUGUGUUUUUAGAAAACGCUUUGAAAGAUGGACAGAUUGACCAUGCACUGAAUAUGUGCAGAAAGGUUGUGGGGUGCUUCUCCUAUAGCUGGAGACGAAGGAGGGAGUUGUCCGAGGCCCAGAAAGAUCUUAAGUUACCUGAACACAAACUCAAGACAGAGUGUCCAACAAGGUGGGGAUCAAAACAAGCAAUGAUUGCUUGGGUGCUGGAACAACAGAGUGCCAUUUCUUGUGUUCUGUCCAUGGACAAAAAAGUCAGACACCUUGUCCCCACAUGGCAGGAUAUAGAAGUCACUGAGGUAGUCAACAACUCCCUUUCUUCUCUUGCUGAAUUCACUGAUGCUCUUUCAGGAGAGCAAUAUGUAAGUGUAUCAUACUAUGUGAAGCCUGUUCUUCACUUGUUCAACAAUACAAACUUGGCAGAGAAGGAGGGAGAAACAGAACCCUCAAAAUGCAUCAAGAGGAAGAUCCUGGACUACCUGAAUAAGAAGUAUGAUGAUCCACAGACAGAAGAGGUACUUGACAUGGCGUCUGUUGUUGAUCCCAGAUUCAACUUAAGUACGUCAAUGAAGACAGAGUUGAAGCUGUCAAGAACUGAAAUGGCAUCAAUACCUACAGUCAUGAAGCCUCAACCAUCUGUGAGUUAGGAAGCAGAUGACCAAAAUGCACCAGCACUAAAGAAGACCAAAAAAACAUUGGGUAGUUUCUUUAAAGUGGAUGAGGACCACAGACCAGCAUCAUCAUCAUCUUCUCCAAUCUGCAAGACAUGGCCAUAACUGCUGAUCUUCUCUCUGCUGCUGUUGAUAGUGAGGCGGAUCCUUUGGUCUGGUGGAAGGAACAUAAAAAGCAAUUCCCAACACUCUACAAGUUGGCACAAAAAUAUUUGUACAUUCCUGCCAUGAAAUCUCCCUCGGAAAGAGUAUUUAGCAUUGGAGGAAACAUUGUGACUUGUUUGCAUGCAUCCCUAAAGCAUGAAAGUAUGGACAGGCUUGUUUUCCUGGCAAAAAAUCUUUAAAAGUCAAACCAUUGGAACUUAGUAUUGUUCAUUCCUGAAAACUUGAAGUGUUUUUAUGGCUUGUGUUCUAGGCCAAAAGACUUGAUAUGGCAAAUUCUGUGGGGGUUUUUUUUCUAUCCACGUUAUCUUAAGAUUUUUUCCAUUGUUUUCAUUUUAGAUAAAAUUUAGGGGUGUAACGGUACAUGUAUUCAUCCCGAACCGUCACGGUACUGACGUCACGGUUCGGUGCAUGCAGUCAGACGAAGAAUACGUCUGAGUCAAUCACAGGCGAUCCACACUCCAAUCCAGAAGGGGGCGCGCGGUAAUGCAAUGCUGUUUGCUAACUGCCACAACUGGAAAAAAGCAGAAGAAGAAGAGACCAUCUAUGCACCAAUCCAAAACAAGAAUGGCUUCUCCUAAUGCACAAGUUUUAUUUUUCAUUAUUCUAUUUAUUUUGUACUUUUAUAACACAAGAGAUGCUUUUCAGUUUUGUAGCUGAUUGUGACCAAAUACCUUUUGUUUUUAUCAACCCUACAAAAAAAUAUGUCCUAUGCAAGAGUGCAUUCUGUUUACUGCUUAGUGCUUAAUACACUAAAGGAGGCUGUACUGAACCAACUACCUCAGGGGGGACUAAAUGCCGCUAAGUGGAACAAACUGUAAUUUGCACUACUGUCUGCUCAAAAUAAAUGAAAAUAAUUUUUUUUUUUUUUUUGAUUUGUUGCUUUUUCCUGUUGUACGUACCGAACCAUGACUUCUGUGUACCGUUACACCCCUAA
Messenger RNA from Myxocyprinus asiaticus (Chinese sucker), 2003 nucleotides. Its product is annotated as zinc finger BED domain-containing protein 4-like. The transcript is spliced from 2 exons. Bases 287 to 880 code for a protein of 197 amino acids. The record is from RefSeq and is a predicted model, not a curated record. Lineage: Eukaryota; Metazoa; Chordata; Actinopteri; Cypriniformes; Catostomidae.